Aplysia californica (California sea hare) is the source of this 3671-nucleotide messenger RNA. Its product is annotated as carboxypeptidase D. The record is from RefSeq and is marked provisional. NCBI's taxonomy places the organism in Eukaryota, Metazoa, Mollusca, Gastropoda, Aplysiida, Aplysiidae. Gene Ontology annotation, molecular function: metallocarboxypeptidase activity; zinc ion binding. Gene Ontology annotation, biological process: proteolysis.
GACGGUAGACAGUUCUGAAGUUUGAGUGUCCAGUCUGAGUCGUCAAUAUGGAACUGCCAGAGCAGUAUCUCUGCCGCAGAAUAUUUUAUUUACUUUUGUCAUGCUUUGUAUUGGUUUGUUCCACGGAAAAUGUAAUCGACACGAGCAAAUACCACAGGUAUGACGAUAUAGUAUCUUUGUUUACAUCGCUCCAUGCUCAGUACCCGGACAUAACCAAACUUCACAACAUUGGAAGCAGUGUCCAGGAAAGACAGCUUCUCGCCAUUCAGAUUACAGAUAACGUGAACAUUUCGGAACCAGGAGAACCCAUGUUCAAAUAUGUUGGCAAUAUGCACGGAAAUGAAGCUAUUGGUCGAGAGGUUUUGAUCUACUUGACUCAGUAUUUGUUGUUCAAGUAUGAGGAAGGUGAUGAGCGAGUGAAAAAGUUGGUCGAUUCCACAAAUAUCUUUAUCAUGCCUUCCAUGAAUCCAGAUGGGUUUGAGAAGGCUAAAAUCAAUGACUGUAUGGGAGUUGGUGGUAGAGGCAAUUAUUAUAACGUUGACUUGAACCGGAACUUCCCAGAUCAGUUUGGAGGAAACAAGGAGAAAGUUCAGCCCGAGACCAAGGCGAUUAUUGAUUGGAUAGAGAGCAACCCCUUUGUGCUAUCGGCUAAUCUCCAUGGAGGUAGUGUGGUAGCUUCAUACCCCUAUGAUGACAGUAAAAGUCAUAGACAUGGCACGUACAGUGCUGCUCCUGAUGAUGCCAUGUUCAGACUUCUAGCUCACACUUACGCCAACAAUCACCUGACAAUGAGCAAACAGGAACGUCCGUGUUCGGGGGAUUUCUUCAAAGAUGGUAUCACUAAUGGUGCACAGUGGUAUGAUGUACCAGGUGGGAUGGAGGACUAUAACUACCUGCACAGCAACUGCUUUGAGAUCACUGUGGAACUGUCGUGCUGUAAAUACCCACCGGUGAACCGCUUGCCGAUCGAGUGGGACAACAACAGAGAGAGCCUGCUUGCUUACUUGGAGAUGGUACACAUUGGCGUCAAAGGUUUUAUCACCGAUGCUGAAACAGGACAAGGCAUUGAGAACGCCGUGGUGAUGGUGGAGGGCAUAGCGCACAACGUGACCUCGGCCCAGUUCGGUGACUUCUGGCGAUUGCUCACACCGGGAACGUACUCCCUACGCUUCGUGGCUGACGGGUAUGAGGACACCGUGCAGAAGGACAUAGUAGUACCCAGCGGAGAAGGAGUCUCUGUCAACGUAACCCUCAGUCGGAAGGGAAAAGCAGUAGCCAUGCCGAGCGCUACCUCAAAAGGGCCGGAAGAGAAACUGGAGACGACAAAGGAACCAGUGGUCACUGUACCGAAGGGUGAACCGCUUGACCGACUAAUGACUUACCUAGAUGGCCUCAAAGACUUCAGCCACCACUCCAGCACACACUUCAAAGAGCCCUCCGAGUUCGUCCACCACAACUUUCAAGAGAUGACCAAGUUCUUGCAGGACUUGGCCGACAAAUACCCGGCCCUGGCCAAGCUCACUUCCAUCGGCCAGUCCGUCCAAGGUCGCGACCUGUGGGUCCUGGAAAUCACGGAGAACCCCGGCCAACACAUGCCAGGUACGUGCCUGUAGGAUGUUAGCGGCAUCCGAGGGCGCGCCAACGCCAACCUGGUGGACCUGAACCGCAACUUCCCUGGCCUCUUCCACAACACGUCAGUCAAUGAGAGGCAGGAGCCCGAGACUCUGGCGGUGAUGCGCUGGAGCCGCUCGCUCCCGUUCGUCCUCUCGGCCAACCUGCACGGCGGCUCCCUCGUCGCCAACUACCCAUACGACGACUUUGAGCAGGAGACGGGACACGGGGCGUUUUCUCCCUCGCCCGACAACGCUGUGUUCAAACAGCUGGCCGAGGCCUACUCUCUGGUGCACAAAGGCGUCCGCGGCUUCAUCACGGACAAGCAGACUGGCAUGGGCAUCUUCAACGCCAGCGUGAUGGUGGACGGAAUCGAGCACGAGAUCUUCUCAGCACGCGACGGAGACUUCUGGAGGCUUCUCACCCCGGGCACCUACUCUGUCAGCGCCACGGCCCCUGGCUACGACCUGCAGACGAUCACGGUGCGCGUGACCUCGGGCGCGGCGGUCCCGGUGAACUUCACGCUGGAGCGCUCCAGCUGGUCGGAGGACCACGACUUUGACAUCAAGGAGAACAUGCGGGGGCACGCGUACAUGUCGCCGCACGCCAUCGUGGAGACGCUGGGAUACCUGGCGCGCACCAACCCGUCCGUCGCAGCCUAUGAAGUCCUGGCGGAGUCGAGCGACCGGGAAAAUCUGCCCAUGCUGCAUCUGACCAAGGAACUGGGCUCCCCGGGUGGAGGUUCGGACGGUUUGCACCGCGACGACCGACCACACGUCCUCCUGGUGGCCGGGAUCAACGGCGAUGCUCCGGUCGGCUCGGAGGUGCUGGUCAGACUGGCCCGUCAUCUCAUUACAGGCUUCAACCGCGGGGAGCCCGGGGUGACCUCCAUACUCAGCACGUCGCACGUACACAUCCUGCCGCGUGUCAACGGCCACAGCACUGCGGCGCACCCCGGGGAUUGCAGCGGGGUCAACUACACGGGCCCUCGUUUUAAUGACCUGGUGGAGAGCAAGGACCCUGUGGUGGCCGACCUGACCAGACUGAUCGCCCUGCACCAGUUUGACCUCAUUCUGAACGUAGACGCUGGCGGCAAAUUUAUUGUCAUCCCCCGCAACGUCCUGGCCAGCAGCGAAAUGAGCGCGGCCUCGGCUCUGACGGACGACGAGGACGUCCUGCAGAUGCUGGCGCACAGUUUUGCCGAGGGCAUGACGGAGGUGUACCACGGCGACGCCUGCCCCGGCGCCAGGCACUCAGGCAUUGUGCAUGGCGUGGACAUGGGCAGGGAGGCGAUAGCUCUGGGCGACAGUGUGUACGGGCAGUAUGGAACACUCAUGCUGAGUACUCACGUUGCAUGUUGUAAGUACCCGGCGGCUUCAGAGAUUCCGGGCGUGUGGCGGGUGUCCCUGCAGCCCAUCCUCAAUGUGCUGUCCUCAGCCAUGCAAAUCGGUAAGAGCACCAUGGGUCAGACUCUGUGGAUGCUGCGUCUGGGGCACGGUCAUGUGACGGAGCGCGUGCCGCCGAGCGUGAUGUUCAUCGGGGGCCUGCACGGGGACGAGGCGGUGUCCAGCGAGGCGCUUCUCAUGCUGGGGACUCACCUGUGCUCUCAGUACAGUCGCAACGAAUUUGUACGGCAGAUGCUUGACUCGAUGUACGUGUACAUGGUCCCGGCCGUGAACGUCGACGGAGCCCGUGUGGCCGUGGAAGGGUUCUGUGAGGCGGGAAUGGGACACAACAACUCGCAGAACGUCGACCUGGACAAGAACUUUUUCCCUGGGGACGAGUACAGACAGGUGGUGGAGCAGCCUGAGACGAGGGCGGUGAAGAAAGCCAUGGAGGCCGCCAAGCCGUCGUUUGUGGUGAACGUGAGGGCCGGGAACAACGUGGUCAGCUACAUGGGGCCGGCAGACAGAGCGGUGGCCAAGGCUUUCGUCAACAGCCGAGAUGUGAGCGAUAAAGACAGCGCUGGCUGCGGUAAACAGACAGGUGAGUGUCUCAUGCCAUUGGUCGACUUGAUUAAUAGAUAGCACCAGCUGGGCCCCCGUUCGAUGAAUGGAUUG